CAAUGUAAAUGUUUACCUUUGCAAGAAUGGAGUUGGGAUAAGAAUUGUAGCGCUGGACAACAGUGAAGAUGAAACCAUUUUCAUCAUGAAGGAUGUUACAAAAGAAGACUCAGGCAACUACAGCUGUGUUUACAGCAGAGAUAAACUUAUACCCAGUCAAUUGAAGUCAACAGGGGAGAAUUUAGUAGUCUUUAAGGUCGAUGUAGAAUGGAAAGAGUCUAAUAUAUCAAUGGUCUUCAGAGAGGGACUAAAGAAUGUGGCAGCAGCCUUGGUCCUCCUGUUUCUGAUGCUGUCUGUACUGCUGUUACUGUGGAGGUACUGGGGGAUCCUGAAACAAAUGAUAAGCAGUGACCAUCGACCGAGUGAGAAUCAGGAUACGGAUCAAACCUACAGUCUAAUCUCAUUUGUUCCAGUCGCAGCUGGUGUAAUUAGUGAGGUCCCCCUUGAUGGUGAUGAAGGAGCCUAUUCCAUGAUAGGACUGAAAUCAUCAGGGCAUCAAAGAAGGAGUCCUGAGCCCUUGGGUUCAGAAGGUGUGUCAGCAGGCAUGGGAUCGGAUGUUCAUCACUCUCCAACUGAUCGUCCAGGAGAUGAGGCACUGUACAGUGUAAUAACUAGAGUGGAAAGACCAGAACAGCAGGGUGAAACUGACAUCUAUGCCAAAGUGACCAAAAACAAAGAAGGAAAAAGAAAAACAGGACCCUGUCUACAGUCUGCUGAAAAAAUAAACAGAGAGGACACCAUGAUACUGUAUACUUUGUCAUUACAAAUACAGUAGUGCUAUACAGUAGUAUAUGACAUUUGAAAUGACACGACAGAACAUGUGGUUUAUCUGCCCCUUUGGUAGGAGAGGGGAUGUUAAUACUGUACAGCUAGGUGCAUGUUUAUUGUGUCGAUUCGUUUUUUAGGACGAGGAUCGCAUAGGAGUGACACAAUCUGACGUAAGACAAUGCUCUGAUACAGCAUCAAGUAAAACACCAGAGUCUAAUAUAUCAAUGGUCUUCACAGAGGGGCCAGAGAGUGGAGAAGAAGUUGGGGAAGCAUAUGGAGUUGAACAUGUGAGACUGGUCAAUGUAAUCCGAUUGAUAAGUUC
This is a messenger RNA of Coregonus clupeaformis (lake whitefish), 1090 nucleotides long. RefSeq lists its product as uncharacterized. Lineage: Eukaryota; Metazoa; Chordata; Actinopteri; Salmoniformes; Salmonidae. The transcript is spliced from 11 exons. Bases 86 to 775 code for a protein of 229 amino acids. The record is from RefSeq and is a predicted model, not a curated record.